Molecule: messenger RNA, 798 nt
Organism: Camellia sinensis
Lineage: Eukaryota; Viridiplantae; Streptophyta; Magnoliopsida; Ericales; Theaceae
Source: RefSeq, a predicted model, not a curated record
AUGGUUUUUUUCUACAUCAAGAGGUUCAGUGAUGUGCAUAGUUGUGGUACGGAUGUCCAAACAUCGAAGAAUUCGAGAGUUAGUUCUGAUUUGGUGUCGAGUAUUAUAUCUGAAAUUAUGAGGGACAAGCUGUUGACUAAGCCGUGUGAGGUGGUGACUAUUUUGAAGAGGGAUUAUGGGCUAGAUGUGAGUUAUCACGUGGUAUGGUUGGGCGUGGAGAAAGAAAAGGUUGUUAUUCAUGGAGAUCACUCAUUAUCGUUUGACCAGUUGCGGUGGUAUUCGGAUGCUGUGAUGCGUUACAAUUCGGAGAGUUAUAUCAAUAUUGACUAUGUUGCGAAUGGAACAUUCCUUAAAGGAAAGUACAAAGGUCGGCUACUUAAGGUAACGGUGAAAGAUGAAAACAAUGGUUUAUUUCCUGUUGCAUUUGCGAUUGUUAAUUCAGAGACCACGACCAAUUGGUCGUGUUAUUGCUUACAACACUUGAAGAACAACUUAAGAGACCGAAUGAAGGGAAUUGAUAAUGGAUUUAGGGAUCACCUCGUUAGUAGUUUGGGUGACUGUGCUUACGAGCUAACUAUGGUAGGGUUCCAUGAAAAGCUUGAGAAAUUAAAAGAGGAAGGUAAACAACGAGCACGUAGUUUUUUCAAGGAGUUGGCACCUGAGCACUGGGCGAAUUCAUACUUCAGGGGUAUGCGUUAUGGGGAGAUGACAUCCAAUGCGGCGGAGUCAUUUAAUAAUUGGAUUAAAGAAGUACACAAUCUUCCUAUCACUCAGAUGAUGGACACAAUUCGUACUUAG